Yarrowia lipolytica CLIB122 is the source of this 591-nucleotide messenger RNA. RefSeq lists its product as uncharacterized. The record is from RefSeq and is a predicted model, not a curated record. Gene Ontology annotation, biological process: hydrogen peroxide catabolic process; cellular response to oxidative stress; cell redox homeostasis. Lineage: Eukaryota; Fungi; Ascomycota; Dipodascomycetes; Dipodascales. Gene Ontology annotation, cellular component: peroxisome; mitochondrion; cytoplasm. Gene Ontology annotation, molecular function: thioredoxin peroxidase activity.
AUGGACCAGAAUGACCUAGCACUCACUCAAUUGAGAUGCCUUCUCAACUUACACCCGCACCCACCACUACCGUACUCAGCUAACACAGAUUCCUUCCCUUCUGCCACUUUCAACUACGUUCCCGAGACCCCCGAGAUCGAGGGCAACGUGGCUGCCUGCGGUAUCCCCCAGCCUUUCCACUCCGAUAAGGAGCUUGCUGGAAAGAAGGUCGUUUUCGUGUCCGUCCCCGGCGCCUUCACCCCCACCUGCACCGCCAACCACAUUCCUCCUUACAUCGAGAACGUGGACAAGCUCAAGGCCAAGGGCGUCGACAAGGUCGUCGUUAUCUCUGCCAAUGACCCCUUCGUGCUGUCCGCCUGGGGACGAGCUCUCAAGGCUCCCAAGGACAACUUUUUCAUCUUUGCCUCCGACGGAAACGCCGCCUUCUCCAAGUCCAUUGGCCAGGCUGUCGAUCUCGCUUCUGUGGGCUUCGGAGAGCGAACUGCCCGAUACGCCAUCAUCGUGGACGAUGGCAAGGUUACCUACAACGAGCAGGAGCCUGGCAAGGAAGUCACUGUCUCCGGCUUUGACGCUGUCUACGCCAAGCUCUAA